Bactrocera oleae (olive fruit fly) is the source of this 1130-nucleotide messenger RNA. Its product is annotated as probable salivary secreted peptide. NCBI's taxonomy places the organism in Eukaryota, Metazoa, Arthropoda, Insecta, Diptera, Tephritidae. The record is from RefSeq and is a predicted model, not a curated record.
AACGAAUGGAAUUCGCUUGGAACACAUCAAAGUCGUGUAGAAUUCACAAUCGAAUUCAGUACGAAACACGUUGUCUUCAUCGACAGAACAGAAUUAGCAAACCGCGCUUCAACAAAUUCAAUACAAAAUUCAAAUGCGAAAAUUUAGCUGAAAUUCAUAUAGAAAACAACAACUAUAAUAAUAGACCAAACAUAUUGUUGUUGUAAAUAUAAAACGUUUCGGUGCGUAUUAAGCCAUUGAUAAGCGUGGAGCAAUAACACGAGACCAAUAAACCCUAUCUACAGCGAUUGUUUUAAAAAUAGCUUGUGACAAGAAGAAGAUAAUUUGUUACACAAAAACAAAAACCAACAAAUAAACGAAAAUAGAAACUGUAAUCACACAACAAUUGGAUCGAAUUUAAAGUUUGAAUUUUGAUUUCGAAAAGCCAAGACGCACUCUUAACGAUGAAGCAACAGAGUAAUCUACUAAAACUAUCGACUGCUUUAACGAUUGCGGCCUAUGUUAUAACGACCACGUAUGCCAUCUCGAGUACAUGGGGCAACAUCUCGAAUUCUGCGCAGUUGUUGCACGUGGAGGAUGUUUUCAAUGCGUCAUCGCCUGGCAAAUAUGUGAAUCGUGAAAUUAAAUUUCCCAAAAAUGGCGUUGGCAAUGGACGCAUCAUCACCGGCAUACGCGCCUUCGAUCAGGUGACAAAUGGCACCGGUGGCCACGCCACCAUAUACUCGGGUGGACCCGGUUUCAAUAAUGUUACCAUCAAGUUGCAAUCACAAUACAAUUAUGGACUAAUGUUUCGAGUGGAAAUCUACGGCCAAUAAGCAAUACAUAGCAAUACACACGAAUACAUACAAACAUAAUUCACCAACAUACUUCCUUUAUUUAGUAAUAAUUGUUGUUUUUUUUAACAUCUUUGUUUGUAACUAACGAUAGAUUACUUAUUACUAGUAAAACUAAGCAAAUUACACAAACAACUCAGACGAAAAGAAAAAACAAAUCCAAAGCGCACAAGAAAUUAAUGAGCUAUGUCUUUUAAUAUUAAACUUUUUAGAUAAGAAAUUAAACACGUAUGCUAGUAUGUGUGUAUAAAACGAAAAUAAAAUAAAUAAAUAUUAAAUAAGAAUAUGUUUAAUAAA